Molecule: messenger RNA, 1376 nt
Organism: Exophiala oligosperma
Lineage: Eukaryota; Fungi; Ascomycota; Eurotiomycetes; Chaetothyriales; Herpotrichiellaceae
Exons: 4
Coding region: 102-734 (210 amino acids)
Source: RefSeq, a predicted model, not a curated record
GCAAUAUCAUCCUGUUCAAUUCAUCUCAUCAAUCUAGUAAGAAGACUUUCAGAUCCGACUCCAGGACAGAUCAACUCUCUGUGUCUAACAAAGUCGUCGCAAUGGCAAAGACGAUCGACAACGCGUGCGACGACGAACCCUCCGCUCUCCCAUUCAAAACCGGAGGUCCGCUUGCCCGGAAUCAAGAAUACCUGAUCUUCUACUUCUUGACCGUCUCCUCAUGGGGUCUGGAAAUCGCAUCAGCAUGCCUGGGCUCUCUCUACGGAGCACAGAGCCAUUAUUUCAUCGCGACGGUCUCGCCAUUUCUAGCCACGCACUGGAUGGCGUUUCUCCAGACCUGCUGGUUGAUGGCGACCGCAUCACGAAACACAGUUGCUGAUCGAGUUGCCUACCUCAAUCUUGCAUGCCGAUUUCAACGGCUUUGCGCGCCUACCGCCUUAAUCGGCAUGAUCACGUGGGCCGUGGGAUAUCGCUUUCGCGGCAAAGCCUCCAGCCAGGCGUAUUGGAUUAUCUGGCUUGUGGUGUGGAUCCUGGACACCGUGUUGUGUAUCAUGAACGUUUACAACAACAUCAAUUGGGAGAGCGAUCUCUUAUAUCAGAUUGCACCAGAGUAUCCCCAGGGAAAUUAUUGGUUGGGUAUCCUCGGAAUCCGAACUAUCUGUCGAACCAAGUACAAGAACCCGAAGGACGACGGGUUUGAGAUGACGGACGGAGCGACUCAACGGAAGCUUUAGUUUCGGCACUUUGAAUUUGUUUCGUGUAUGUGUACCACUUCAAAUUCUAAACCACGCAGAUAGUGUUGAUUUUCGCCCAGGCUGGUGUGGCCAAAAUUGGGUGUCGUCGGACGAGAAAGUCUCAUACAGCUUGUUAGAUAUCAAAACACCCCAUCGUACCUGGUUACCCUACAUCAAUUCUAUCAAGUCCUAGACGUCGUCGAGCUGGUAAGCACUGCGGGCGCGCCCGGGCUCGAAUUGCAUACUGCAGUGCUCUGUUCCUCUUGCGCCUCGACAAGGCUACUAGGAGAAGCCGAUCUUUCAUGGGAAGGCAACCAUUGGGCACAGCCAGAAUACAGGACCCUUGCUUCACCUUUUGGCUUUCGUCUCAAACCCCCCAACAGAACACAGUCACCUCGUCUGCCUUGCAUUUGUCCCAAAGAACCCCGCAGCGAUGCCUAACCCUCAAUGGUCUCGUUAUUACCCUUUUACUUCUACAGCGCUGGUGUUGCCCUGGAGCAAGGCGCAAGGCAACUUGCUGCGGCUGCGCCUAGCGCCUCCAGGCUAUCAACUAUGGCUUCAACCCCGACACUCGGCUGCCGCCGGUGAGGCUUCCGUAUGGCUCGUUCCUGUAACCGAGUGGCUUUUUCUGCAGACAUCCUG